Molecule: messenger RNA, 1263 nt
Organism: Setaria italica (foxtail millet)
Lineage: Eukaryota; Viridiplantae; Streptophyta; Magnoliopsida; Poales; Poaceae
Product: F-box protein At5g49610-like
Exons: 1
Coding region: 1-1263 (420 amino acids)
Molecular function (GO): protein binding
Source: RefSeq, a predicted model, not a curated record
AUGGGCGACGAGGCGGGUGCAAAGAAGCCACAGCUCACCGGCCCGCUGUCUCGUCUGUCCGAGGACAACAUCACCGACAUCCUCGCCCGCCUGCCGGCCAAGUCGGUGCUCCGCUGUGGCGCCGUCUGCAAGGCGUGGCGCGGCAUCACCACCGACCCCGGCUUCCUCGCCGCUCAUGCACGCCUCCGGCCGACCGACGUCGUCAUGUACACUUACGAGUACUGGUCGCCGUCGUCGCCGACCCCCAGCCCGAGCCUGCUUUAUUGGGACGACGACGACCACUUCGUCGACGUUGAGCUGCACGCGGUCCCCGUUUCCUCCGACGAGGCGGGCCGGCGGCACCUCAUCCGCUACCCCGACACGCAAGCCUGGCUUCUCCUCGCCUCGUCCGACGGCGUCCUCCUGUUCAAGAAGGACGAGGGGUUCUACCUCCUCUGCAACCCCACAACGAGGCAGUGGGCCCAGCUUCCCCGUCUUCCUCGCGCUCAGCAGGACAGCCGCAACCACACUGAUAGGGAGUUUGCCUUCUACUUGGACAUCCCGUCCGGCGAGUUCCGGCUGCUGUGCCGGCGCAGCUUGACCACCAAUGGCACAUGGUGCAUCCUCUCCACCGGCGGCGCUGCAGAACCACGGCAGGUGGACAUGGCCGCCGCGGAGUCUUCCGGGAUAACACAACUGGUGCCCAGCCUGCAUACGAAGGAGACACAUGUGGCUUUCCGCGGCCGCCUGCACUGGCCGCCUCACCAGGCCUGCACUGUCACCGGCCGGACUGAGAUGGUGGUGUUCGACAUGUCACUGGAGAGGUUCCACCUGAUGGCUGGGCCGUCAACAACCACCGGUAAGUUUACGAAGCUGUUUAUUGGCAUGGAUGAAUUGCUUGGGGCUGCCGACUUUGGGAAGGCGGCGAGCCAUGUCGACCUCUGGUUCCUUGGGGAUUAUGACGACAACAAAAGCUGGGAACUCCGGCACCGAGUCGCCACGCCGUGGGCGGGAUCGCCCGGCGGCGAUGGAAGGCCGCUGCUACCUGUUGAUCUGAUGUCUGUGGCCGCCGCCGGUGACGGAGAAGGAAACGUCAUGCUGGGUAAUCACAAGGGGUUAGUGGUGUACAACGUGAGGAGGAAGAAGACGGUGAGGACCGUCGACACCGUGGCGAAACCAGAUGCUCUCAUGACGCGGCAUGUGUUCAAGGAGAGCCUGGUUCAGCAACCGGGGUUCGUUGCUGCCGAACAGUCCUCUCUCGACCUGUCGUUGGUUCGCUUCUAG